This is a messenger RNA of Stomoxys calcitrans (stable fly), 2729 nucleotides long. Its product is annotated as putative mediator of RNA polymerase II transcription subunit 26. The record is from RefSeq and is a predicted model, not a curated record. The transcript has 5 exons. Bases 814 to 2244 code for a protein of 476 amino acids. NCBI's taxonomy places the organism in Eukaryota, Metazoa, Arthropoda, Insecta, Diptera, Muscidae.
AGUUGUGAUUAGUUAUAUAUUUCGCAGAAUUUAUAAAAAGUGUAAAACGCAAGAGGUAUAUCAUCUCGUUGCGGUGUUUUGUAAAGUCUAAUUUGUGGUAAUCUGCUACUAAAAACAUGUAUGAGGAGCUUCAGCUUGAAAAAUGGUUGCUGAUUUUCAUUUAACCUAAAUGCUUGAAUUUACAAUAUGCCCAAAUGUUAAGGAGAUGGCUGGCUGAAAAUUUCCACCCCUCCAACUUUCCGCCCACUACAUAACGUUUGUUUUUUCUUCACUUCACUGUGACCCCGUUCGUAAACAAAGCUCAACAAAAAAAAUAUGAAAGACAAAAACAACAACGAACAUUCGGUCUGCUUUGCCCGGACGGACGGUUUGUUUUGAACCGUUUUUGCGUUUUCCCUCUUAUGUGACAUAUUCUCUUAUUCUCUCAAAAUAACUGCGAGAGGAUGGGUGAGAGAGCGCGACUUCGCCAUAAGAGAGAAUGGAAUGGAAUAAAAUAAAAAAUGAAAAUGUAUGCGUAUGAUAAAUGAACGAACUAAAAAAAAUUAAAGAUUAGAAGAAUUUUUUCAUUUUGACAAGUUAAAAGCCCAAAUGAAGGUGUGAAACGGAAAAACCUCAAAAAAUCUGAAAUAAAUUUAAUUCUAAGCAGUCGCCACAUAUAAAAAAAGUAGUAGAGUAAAAGUUUAACCACAAUUGCGACGGAAUAAAGUGUGUUUGCAUGCAUCCAAAAGUGAAAAAAGGCGAAAUUGUGUGUGUAGUUUAUAGAAUUGGUGGAUCCAAGUGAAAAAUUUACGCUGUUGCCCCUACGGAUACAAAAUGGUUUUGCGUUCGGGCAUUAUAUUGCCUUUUCAGUUUCGAGACACGAAAAAACUGUUGAUGAUUGGAGUGCCAGAGGAAAAUCGUGAUCUGAGUAUUUGGGAUUUGAAAAAUGUCGUUCGCGCCGCUUUUGGAAUUUAUAAUUUUGAAUUUCGCAAUAAGAAGAUUGGUUUCAACAUCCCCGAUGAAUUGCUACUGCAGUAUUUGGCCCAGCGACACGAUUUAACCAAUUUCGUUAUAGAAAUUGGCCAGGUGUUUGAUCCGUGUAAGGAUAACUACCAUACGCUGAUAUCGAAUUGCUUCUCCUGCCGUUGUGGUUCGACACAAAAACAAGCUUUAGAUUUACACGAACCUUCGAAAACACAACACAACACUGCCAGUGGACCGGAACAACACAACAGCCACCACCAACACCACCACAAUCAGCAACAUGUACAACCCCACUACAGUAGUGCUUCCAAUUCACAACAUUCACCGGAUAACGAUGAAGAACCCCCCCUGAAAUUACGCAUUUCCAAUGUGAACUUACUGCCUUCCAAUAUGGACACAGCCGAACACUUCGAGAUAGAGCCUAAAAUCGACUAUGAUGAAGUAUCGCCAUCGCCGCCUCCCUCAGUGCAUUCGCAACAGCAGCAGCAGCAACAACAUCAUCAUCAACAACAACAACAGCCACCCCCACCACCACCAGCAUCAUCAGCUUCCAUACCCUUGGCCGAGGCAUCUGCAGCGGCGGCGGCGGCGGCAGCAGCAGCUGCUGCCAGUCAGCAGGCAGCUGUGGCUGCAUUAGCAUUAAGCUCUUCAACGUCAGCAUUGAAAUUGCACAAUAAUCCCGAUACCGACGAGGAGACCACGUAUAUGGAAAGGGAGCUACAGGAACAGGAAUUGCAUUUAGAGCGUAUGCAUGAGUAUUUUCUACAACAACAGCAUUUACAACAGCAGCAGCAACAACAACAGCAGCAACAUCAACAGCAACAACACCAGCCACACAUAGAGUCCUUAUUGCAGGAAUCCACCUCAACGAAUAGUUUGAGACAACGCAAAGAACGUAUGUCGAAAAAACAAAAGGAAGUCUAUGUGAACUUCCUGGAACAGAAUGCAGUCAUUAAUGAACAUAGACGCAAUGAUCCGGCACUAAACCGUUAUUGGGUUAAAUUGGCCGACAUACUAAACUCAGUACCUCAAGGAGCAGUUAAACAUGUUGCCGAAUGGAAACAGACUUUUGACAAUUGGCGUUAUCGUGUUUUCCUAUAUGCCCGCUACAAUUCAAAAAUAUCCGGUGAAGAGGCUCUUAAUCCCAAAUGCUUUAAACCACUGACGAUCACGGACAAAAGAGCCUACAACAUAUGGAUACGAAAUCCGGACACCGCCCCACCGGAUCUAGAACAAAUGCGUAAUGUUUUCAUGAACCUCGAAGAAGCGCAACCCGAAUAGCGCGAGGUGGAUGAUUUCAAGAGGAAUUCGGAACGUAGAUAAUUUUGAAUUUUUUGUUCGAAAUUAAACAAAAAAAAAAACUAAACUUUUGUGCUAUAAUGAAAACGCCAUGCCAUUAAUUUGUGUGCUAAUCUUAAAAAAAAAAAACAAAGAAAAAAAUACAACAAAUUGCUACUCACUACCAAUUUACUAAGAGGAAACAGAAAGAGGAAUGAAGGAUGCAAGAAAUCUUACCACACUACUACCAUCUAAUUACAAUACAUACUACGAUUGUUGUCUGUUUAGCCAUGUAGUCCAUUAGUUUCACUUUUUUUAAGAUUACUAUUAAUUUUUGUGUUGUUCGUAUGCUUUUUUUUACAAAUUAUAUAUGUAUGUGUAUAUCUAAAACUAAACUAUGAUGUAUGUAUGUGUUUAUAAUGCUCAAUACUUUUUAAGGAACUCUAUAUUUUUGUUUUAUAACCUUUUUUUAUAGUUUUAAAUGACGA